AUGAGUAAUUCAAGAAAAAUUGAAUAUUCUGAAGUUUAGAAACACAAUAGCAAAAAUGAUUGCUGGGUCAUCAUUAACGAUUAAAUUUAUGACCUGACUAACUAAAAAAAGUUUCAUCCUGUAGGUGAAUCAUACAUAAACAUCUUUGCAGGAAAGGACGCAACAUGGUUUUUUAACUUAAAUCCUAUUCACUACAAAAGCGAAAUUAGAGAUAUUCUCAAAGGACUGAAAGUAGGAAAUUUAGUAAGAAAAGAAGGGGAAAAUAUUCCUGAUAAUAAAAUGACUAUUAUACCAUUAUUUAUUCUGAUUGUUGUUGCACUUUUUUAUUACUUUUUAUUUUUAUGA
This is a messenger RNA of Tetrahymena thermophila SB210, 345 nucleotides long. Its product is annotated as cytochrome b5-like heme/steroid-binding domain protein. The transcript has a single exon. Gene Ontology annotation, cellular component: membrane; intracellular membrane-bounded organelle. Gene Ontology annotation, molecular function: heme binding. NCBI's taxonomy places the organism in Eukaryota, Ciliophora, Oligohymenophorea, Hymenostomatida, Tetrahymenidae. The record is from RefSeq and is a predicted model, not a curated record.